AUGAAUGGGAAAUUUACCACCAUUGUGGAAUCACGGCGCAAGAUUACGGUGACAACCAUAAAUGUUACAAAAGCAAACGGUGGUUGUCUUUUGAGUGGGUCAACUGCAGAAGAGCUAGGACUAAUUAGCUUACAUUUGAAUGCGGUACAAAUAACAAAAUCAUCCCAAACACCACCGACGUUUACAUCAAUUAAAGAUAAUGGAGUACAACGUGUUGUCCAGAAGUAUCCAAAUGUUUUUUGUGGCCUCGGGAAAUUACGACAUCAAACAGUCGAACUGCUUGUUGACAAAGAUGUAAAACCAGUUACUCAGCGUCAACGUCGCAUUCCAUUCCACCUGAGAUCUAAAGUCGAUGCGGAGUUAAGUCGGUUACGGGAUGAGGACAUCAUUGAACGCGUACCAGAUACAGAAGCAACCGAAUGGAUAUCUCCAAUCGUCAUCGUGCCAAAAAAAGACGACAAUAUUCUCCUAUGUAUUGAUAUGCGCGCGGCAAACACCGCUAUUAAACGAAUUCGACACCCCAUACCAACGGUGCAUGACAUUUCGCAUGAAUUAAAUGGUGCUAAAUUCUUCACAAAAUUAGACCUUACACAGGCAAAUCACCAACUUGAGUUAGCCCCUGAAAGCCGUCAUAUCAGAACAUUCAUCACACACGCGGGGUUGUUUCGUUUUAAGCGUUUAAACUACGGCACAAAUUCGGCCGCAGAAAUCUUUCAACAUGCACUGCAACAUGUUUUUGAUGACAUCCCAGGAGUCCGCAACAUUGCCGAUGACAUUUUAGUUUUUGGAUCGUCUUACAAAGCACAUAACAAAGCCUUGGAUGGGUGUCUACAUCGCAUGGUUUGA
Molecule: messenger RNA, 846 nt
Organism: Paramuricea clavata
Lineage: Eukaryota; Metazoa; Cnidaria; Anthozoa; Malacalcyonacea; Plexauridae
Source: the annotation of a GenBank genome assembly